Molecule: messenger RNA, 1587 nt
Organism: Penicillium verhagenii
Lineage: Eukaryota; Fungi; Ascomycota; Eurotiomycetes; Eurotiales; Aspergillaceae
Product: cytosine permease
Exons: 3
Coding region: 1-1587 (528 amino acids)
Biological process (GO): transmembrane transport
Cellular component (GO): plasma membrane; fungal-type vacuole membrane
Molecular function (GO): transmembrane transporter activity
Source: RefSeq, a predicted model, not a curated record
AUGUUCGGAUCCCGUGGGAAUGUCGAUGUCGAAAAGGCGCCUCAUGUCGAUAAUGCCUAUGAGAGCAACAGCAACGAUACCCCGUACGAAAAUGUCCACGACAAUGCUAGCGACGGCGCCGUACCGGGCGAGAGCUUCGAAUAUGGAGAUUCCAUGUAUGCGAAGAUUCAGCGAUUCGCCGGAAAGUUCAACGUCGAACAACGUGGUGUCGAACGUGUGCCGGAGAACGAGCGGACGGAUACUUCCUACCUGAACAUUGGUAGCAUGUGGUUUGCUGCCAACAUGGUCGUCAGUUCCUUCGCCAUUGGUGUUCUGGCCAAGACCACUUUCUACCUGGGCUUUGUGGAUGCCAUCUUGGUGUGUCUGUUCUUCAACUUGCUCGGUGUUCUGUCCGUGUGCUUCUUCUCCUGUUUCGGUCCUGCCUUUGGUUUGCGCCAAAUGGUUCUGUCCCGUUUCUGGUUUGGAUGGUGGCCUGUGAAAUUCAUCGCCAUCCUCAACGUUAUCGCCUGUGUCGGUUGGUCUGCUUCCAACGCCAUUGUCGGCGCACAGCUCCUCAACGCCGUCAACGGAGUCCUUCCCGGUUGGGCUGGUAUCCUCAUCAUUACCUUCUGCACCCUCUUCAUCACUUUCGCCGGUUACAAGGUCGUCCACAUCUACGAAUACUGGAGCUGGAUCCCCACCUGCAUUGUGUUCUUCAUUGUGUUGGGCUGCUUCGCUCACUCGGGUGACUUCAUCAACAUCCCCAUGGGCGUCGGAACCUCCGAGUUGGGUGACUGUCUCUCCUUCGGAUCGACCAUCUACGGUUUUGCCACUGGUUGGACUAGUUACGCCGCAGACUACACUGUCUACCAGCCCUCCGACCGCAGCCGUCGCAAGGUCUUUUUGUCCACCUGGCUCGGUCUGAUCGUCCCACUGAUCUUCACCGAGUUCCUCGGUAUUGCCGUUAUCACUGCCACCGAACUCAACGGCGGAGUCAACAAGUACCAGACUGGUUACACAGCUUCUGGAAACGGCGGUUUGAUCGCGGCCGUCCUUGAGCCCCUUGGUGGAUUCGGAAAGUUCUGCCUCGUCAUCUUGGCCCUCUCCAUUAUCGCAAACAACUGCCCCAACAUCUACUCCGUCUCUUUGACCCUGCAAGUCCUGAGCCGCUACACCCAGAGAGUCCCCCGUUUCGUGUGGACCUUCCUCGCCUCGUGUGUCUCUCUGGCUAUCGCCAUCCCCGGUUACUCUCACUUCGAAACCGUCCUGGAGAACUUCAUGAACUUCAUCGCCUAUUGGCUGGCUAUUUACACCGGUAUCAGUGUUGCGGAUCACUUCGUCUUCAAGCGCGGUUUCGGCGGCUACCGUGCGGAGAUCUAUGAUAAGCGCGAGAAGCUUCCCCACGGUAUCGCUGCUACUAUUGCUUUCUGCUUUGGUAUUGCCGGUAUGAUUACGGGUAUGAGUCAGACUUGGUUCGUCGGUCCUAUUGCCAAGCACGCUGGUGCUUUGCCUUAUGGUGGUGAUUGUGGAUUCGAAUUGGGCUUUGCCUUUUCGUUUACCGUUUACUGUGCGCUGCGACCCUUCGAGCUCAAGUAUUUCGGUAGGUAG